AUGGGUGUCCGUCAUUUGGUCCGAAGGGCCCGAACGGUCUUCAGUCGCCUGGCAGCUUCUAAAGCUGGAAGCUCAGUUACCACAACCGCAGUGGAGGGAAUAGCUGUUGAGGAAAGCAAGAGAGAUCCUGCCUCUGACACGGAAGUUCAGCAGCCUGAAGUGCCGGCAGAAGGCCUCCAGCAUGGUGUCAGGGAUAUCGAGGCCAUCACUAUGACCUGGUCUAAGCGAACCUUGAUCCUGGUUUUUAUCAAGUCAGCCCCUUUCGGAAACGAUGAAAUUUUGCAGUGA
Penicillium vulpinum is the source of this 288-nucleotide messenger RNA. RefSeq lists its product as uncharacterized. The coding region runs from base 1 to 288 and encodes 95 amino acids. The transcript has a single exon. Lineage: Eukaryota; Fungi; Ascomycota; Eurotiomycetes; Eurotiales; Aspergillaceae. The record is from RefSeq and is a predicted model, not a curated record.